AUGUCCGACAUCAGCCGUAACGCCCAAGCUUACCUGAAGCACAACGGAAAAAUCGAAUCAGGCUCGAUCGCGUCAAGUACGCUGAAGCGCAACAAUAGCUAUCAUCAGCGAUUAAAAAAAUCGUAUAGCGAGUGCGAAUACGCGACCAGUAACAACAAUGGCCAGCAAUCAGCAUCGGCCAGGGCAGGCACGGAGCCAGCGAAAUGGAAAUCCCUAACACCGGAGCCCCCGCAGUCAGGCGCGAAACUGGCAGCCACUGUGAAACCAGGCGCCUCCAUUGCCACCUCGGCUGAUGAGUUUAAACGUUUUCACAUGCUCCGUAACAGUUACGGUGGUAAAUCCAAUCUAAAUGUAAAUAGCCUCAACGAGUCCUCAAUAAAAGCGCAGGUUUUGCUUCAUCAGCAAAAGCUCAAAGAGUACAGCCGACAUGCUGCGGAGCAAAACAACGAUAGCCACUCGACCUGUUCCUCCUCGCAAUCGGACUACCAGCUUCCGCAGCAUUCGCACAAGCACCACCAUCGAUACCAUCAUCACCAACAUCCUCACCAGCAUCUCCCGGCUCAACAACAGCAUGCGCCAGUGUCAGCUACGGUGGCCGCUACGGCUACGCUUACCCGGCCCGGAAAUAAUGGCAGCUUCUCGAUCUUGAAAAACAAGGAUGCAAACGCCGGCAGUGCGAGUGUGAAGAACUCGCUCAAGCGUACCAGCGGCGGAUUAAGCACCCUAUCAUUGUGCAGCUGUGAUGCUGAUACGGAGAUAAUACCGAAUCCAUUAAGGCCAUUAUAUCAGUACAGCUUGGAUCGGAAGAAUCCCCGCCAACACACCUAUACGUGCGAACAAAACGCUCAGAUCCUGCUGCGGCUCGAGAAGGAUCGGCAGCGAAAGUACGGUUCCUCCGGAAAGCUGAACUUCACCUCAUCUACCAAUGACUUAACAACACUGCUGCCAUCAAAUGGAUUGCAAAAAUCGAGCACAACAUUACCCGUACCGACGACGACGGUGGCGACACAGGCAAACAAUCCCGGGCCAACGUCAACGAUUGCGGCGGUCGGACUUCUAGCCGGAAGUGGCAACAACGAGAGCAAUUCUUCGUACGACUAUUCCGGGGUUUAUCCAUCGGAGAACAACUACCAUAUUGAGAACGAACCAUCAUUCGUGGAGGACAUGAUACCGCCGCCGCCACCGCCGUUGAAUCGGCGGCCAUCCUACGGCUACAGUUGCAUCCCACAACCGUUGGCUAAUGAAUCCGCCGGUGGACUGGGCGGACAUCAGCAGCAGCAGCAGCAGCACCAGCCACCGUUAGGGAACCUAGCGAACGACCUGACCUCCACGGUUGCCGGCAACAAUGGCAUCAUUAAUAAUUAUCCUUCAAAUCAGCCGGACUUGUUUAAUUUCGCAUCAACAACCAAUGUCGGAAACAACGGCAGCCAGGUUGGAUCGCAAAGCCAGCAUCCGACAAACGCUUGCGGGAACGGAGGCCAUAGCUCAGCGCUCAAAUCGACGUUGAAAAAUAAAUCAUCGACCCGCACACUAACCGCUAAUGCUGAUGCCGCAGCCACUGGCAACGAUGCUGGCAAAGUCAGAGCAAAGCUGAAAAAGAGUGGCUCAAACUUUGACAUAAUGAAUAAUGAAGCAUUCAGCGAUCCAGUCGACACGGACGGUGACCUAGUAGGGGGUGGAAAUGGCACGAUUUCUGGGAAACAAUUUCCACCGUACUACUUCGAUGAUAACUAUCUAAAUCACGGCCUACAUCAGCACUACUACUACCAGAAUCCGGACGGCAGCUUCCCUGUCAGUAGUAUAAAGAAUGACACCGAGGGUCAACUGUACCUGUUUCAUCACGAGCCAGCGUCCUACAUUCCAAACUAUGACACACUGAACCUCCCGUCCAAGUACAAUACCAUCGGUCCGGGCGGAGGAAAUCCAGGAGGUGGCCACCUGAUUGGAGGCGACUAUAUCGAAAACAGCAGAUAUCAUCACGCCAGCUCGUGCAACCUAAAUCAGUUUAGCACGGCGAAGAGUAAUCUCAUUAGCAGCCAUCAGCACCACUUCUCGAACUCGAUCAGUAAUUUUAACUUCAAUCCGUCGCAGUAUUUCGGAACGGGCCUAGAACCGCCACCGGGGGCCACCAUCAUUGGCGGUCCCGGCGGUUUAGGUCUGAUGGGAGGCGACGGGUUCACCUCAACCAUCAGUCUCAACGGGGGAACGCCAAACAAGCAGCACGCUUGGAAGCACCGGCAGUGUCCCAGCCGAGGGUCCAGCAGCACCGGCUCCGGAUCGUCAAAAUGGGAUCUCCCGUCGCGCCAGUGGCUCGCUGUAACAUCGAUCCUGCUGAUAGCCGGCGCCGCCGGAGUGGCCGUUCCAUUUGCCUUAAAGGUCUCAGCCGGAGCUCCGAUCGAAGAACGCAUCCAGGUGGCCACCCAGCUGCUCGACACAGUGCCUUUAAUCGACGGCCACAACGAUCUGCCGUGGAAUAUUAGGAAGUUUUUACAUAAUCAACUGAAUGAGUUUCGAUUCGAUGACGACUUGAAGCUGGUGUCACCCUGGUCGAAGAGUGCCUGGAGUCACACAGAUUUGCAAAGACUGAAACGAGGCCGGAUAGCUGCACAGUUCUGGGCUGCGUACGUACCGUGCGAGGCUCAGCACAAGGACGCGGUGCAGAUUACGCUGGAGCAAAUUGAUGUAAUUAGAAGACUGACGGAACGCUACUCACCACAUCUGACGGCAUGCACUUCGGUUCGCGACAUUGUAGAAGCGCACAAAAACCAUCAAAUGUGUUCACUAAUUGGAGUCGAAGGAGGCCACUCGCUCGGCGGAUCGCUGGGCGUCCUGCGGAUUUACUAUGCACUGGGCGUUCGCUAUAUGACGCUAACGUCCACUUGUCACACACCGUGGGCGGACUCCAGCAACGCGGAUGCCCCCAAGUACGACAUCAAGCACGGCGGUCUAACGACGUACGGCAAGACCAUCAUCCGGGAGAUGAAUCGCCUCGGCAUGAUAGUGGAUCUAUCGAAAUCGUCCGUCGCCACAAUGAAGGACGUCCUAGCGACCUCGCAAGCGCCAGUGAUAUUCUCGCACUCGUCAGCCUAUGCCCUGUGCAACUCGAGCCGAAACGUGCAGGACUCGGUGCUGGAGUUGGUAACGAAGAACCGCGGCCUGGUGAUGGUCAACUUUUACAAUAAAUUUCUCAGCUGCAGCGAAAACGCCUCGGUCCAGGACGCUGUCGCGCACAUAAAUCAUAUCAGACAGAUUGCCGGGAUCGAUCACGUGGGACUCGGUGCCGGAUACGAUGGCAUUAAUUUCACACCGCAUGGCCUGGAGGACGUGAGCAGUUAUCCGAGGCUUUUUGCCGAACUGCUCGGCGAUGGGUGGACGGCGGAUGAGUUGGAAAAACUGGCCGGUCGAAAUCUGCUCCGAGUUCUAGAGGAAGUGGAAAAAGUUCGCGAAAAUCAGCGGCUGUCCGGUGUUCGGCCGUACGAGGACAUUCCGGUAGCGCUGCGGGCCGACGAGCACUUUAAUUGUACUACCAGCAGUUAA
Molecule: messenger RNA, 3537 nt
Organism: Sabethes cyaneus
Lineage: Eukaryota; Metazoa; Arthropoda; Insecta; Diptera; Culicidae
Exons: 11
Coding region: 1-3537 (1178 amino acids)
Biological process (GO): proteolysis
Molecular function (GO): metallodipeptidase activity
Source: RefSeq, a predicted model, not a curated record